AUGCCGCAAGCCAACAGAUAUCGCUGGCAUAUGGCUGCCGUCGACGGAGGCGAGAUUAUCCAGUUCGUGCAGGAGCAUAUGAUGCAGGGUCUUCUUCAACACAAGCAAGGCCGACGGCAGUCUCACGAGAACAUCCGACCUUGUACUCACCUCUUAGUGAAUUGUGGGCUACAUUUCGGCACGCACGUUACAGUGACUGUCAAACACGUUGAGGUCACUAGUGCUCAGGGCGUGACUGUUAGCGACAUCUUCGAAGCUAUUCUCGGAGUCCGCAACAAGUUGAUCCACGUUGCGGGCGGUGGGCAUGUCUACUUCGUGAGGCAUGUCGAGGCAGGAAAGGGUGCAUAUUCGGUGGCGGAGGUCCCUCCAUACGACCAGCUCGUGGCGGAGACUAUUCAGCAGUUCGAAGACGAGUACCAGACCGAGGCAAACGUUGAAUACCUUAAUUUUGUCUUGAUCGGUACUGUCACCCCAACUGAGGAGGACAUCUUGGCCGUUGAGACAGACCCGCGUUUCGCGUUGCCCUCCUAG
This is a messenger RNA of Fulvia fulva, 531 nucleotides long. RefSeq lists its product as uncharacterized. Lineage: Eukaryota; Fungi; Ascomycota; Dothideomycetes; Mycosphaerellales; Mycosphaerellaceae. The transcript has 2 exons. The coding region runs from base 1 to 531 and encodes 176 amino acids. The record is from RefSeq and is a predicted model, not a curated record.